AUGCAAAUUGUGGCCUCGUGUAGCUUUCAAAAUGUCCGAGCCUGCGGCUACACAGAAUCACUCAAUAAUGACUUCAACUGGAUCGUUGGAAAGGGACCCUCCCCAAGCUGGUACUCAGGGCCGUUGGCUGACCACACCUACAACAAUUCCUCAGGUUACUACAUCUUUGCUCCGUCCUCGUACAAUGAAACUCAAAUUGGUCAGGUGACGAGGUUCUCCUUUCCCGUAUAUCAACUGAAGGAGGGACACGGUAGUCUCAGGUUCUUCUAUCACAUGUGGGACGGCUACGAACCAGAUCGGCUCGGCACGCUGACGGUCUACGCAUGUCACGGAUUACCGUUAUGGUCACGUGAGAGAAGACAGCGUGAUAAGUGGCUGGCUACCGGUGAACUGGACAUCUACUGCGAACAACCGUUUGAGCUCAUCUUCGAAGUUAUUCGGGGCGGAUAUGAUAGUGACAUAGCCGUGGAUGACAUCCGAUUUGUAGAUAUUUAUCAAUCACCACCAACGUCAGCGCCCCCACCGACAACGACGAGAGAAAAAACCACUGUAACAACAAAAGCAACAACUCCGCGUGCAACACCCCGAAGGACUGAGGCCAAGUCUACGUCAGCUGCCACACUAAGCCGUAUUACCAACUCGACACCCAAGAGGCGUAAGACAGAGGCGGUCACGCCCCCCAUCACGUGGAGGGCUGGGUCUCCCUCAGAUCCACCAGUGUGGACAGCGUUUGUUCUAGCUGGUGUAGUUGGCGGAGGUUUUGUACUUUGUUUCAUGGCGUUCUUCGUCAUGUUCUUCUUCUGUCGCCGAAGACGAAGGUCGAAGUCCAGAUCCGCUGGUAUCCCGUACAAUGUGGAUAACAUGACGUAUCCUUCAGCUAGUCUGGCACCCUGUGGUCGAUGCGACGCAUACUACACAGCAUUGCAGACCACCAGGGGCGUGGAGCUACACUUAUACCAAGAGCUCCACCAACCAGCGAACGUGAAGAUCAGUGACACAGGCAGCAGUACCAACGAAGGGGUGCACUCGGCCGACGGAGGUUUCUACGAGUGUAUUGAAGAGGACCAGUUCAGCAGCGUAACCAAUGACACGGAUUAUACAGAGGCGGAAACAGCAAUCAACUCAGCGAAUACAGCCACGCUACCGUCCAAGCAGUCCUUAACCCAUACCGUGGACCCCUUACCGUUCGAGACCGGCCCCGAGAGCCCAAGCUUCGUCGUCGACCCUGCCUGCUGCCCCGAGCGCAAAGGGAGUGGCGACUCAUGCAAAGCCGAGGCGCCACUGCCGUUUUUGGAACCAAAAUAUUUCACGCUAGAACCGGACGGCGGUUUCCGCGACGGUACAUGUGGUGUUGAGAAUGACGAACACAAAGUAGAUUUUGAACUGAGCGAAGACGAAGAUGUCAAGUGUUUAUCACCGGAUGAUAUUGAGCGGGGGCAGAUCACGCUAAGCGGCCCGGUGUCCCCCAACGUCUCGUACUGUGAACCACCCAGUGAAGAUGAACCUUUAUCACCCACAGAAUCUGACCACGACAGUCUCGACGCUAGUCAUUACGGGUACGUCCCCCCGAGCAUUGGUCUCUGCGCCGUGCCGGACAGGGGCGGUAGAAAAACUGAAAUCAUCACCGAAAUCUAAAAGACACAAUAAAUAAAAAACUUUUAUACCGGUUGUAAAUUUUGUGUACAUGUUUCAUGCAAAUGUAAUUUUGCCAAUUUAUACCGUAUUUUGUUGUUUAAUUAGUUAUCUACAACGCAGAUUUUGUCAUUAAUUAUUGCGAAGUACUGCAUGUGAUUCAAUUAUAAAAGUCAUGCACAUACAAAAUAAAGAAGACUUUCACUGACCAGAGUUCAAAUGAAUAGAGCUGCUUCAGCAAAAAAUAUUGCUUGACACAUCUCUGCUAAGCAGAGAUGAGCUGGGUACCAGUCACAAAUGGUACAUGUGACAUGGUAGUUUGGCUUGUAACCUUAUUCUGGUAAGCAUAAUCUGUUUGUACUUAAGCGGCUCUGUGAAUUUGAGCCUAGCAUAUACAAGCAAGUUUUGGCAACGGCACAAGCAGCAAUAAAAUAAAAUAACUUGCACAAACAAAAAGCUACGCCCAAAGAAAUUUUACGGCAAGGACUCCUUUGGUUUGAACAUGGGCUACUGUUGUCAUGGCGUUUAGUUGACACGUCACUUACAACACUUUCUGUCUGAGAUGAAAUUAAUUUUAGCUUAAUUAACAUACAUCAUGAAUACCACACAUACUGACUUUACUCAACUUAUUUUAAUUUUGUAACAACAUUUUCAAAGUAUUUUUAAAUAAUUGUACAUUUUGUUUUCUGUUGCAAGGUUUGCUGCCAACCUAUCGUAGGUUGCCAAAAACAUGUUAUAGGAUAUUCAGUGGUGUUCAAUAUUAACCACACCGUUGCCUCGUGAAACGGCUUUGGCUAAUCUGUGCGUCUUGAGAAGCCACAGCCAGAGUGUCAUUCAAUCUUUUUCUCCUCUCAUAAAAACCAAUCUCAAUCAAGUAGACUUGGACUAACACAUUCUGCAAUGCGCUAUCAUGCAGAAAAGCACCAGACUAUUGGGGGUUUUAGGACGCUAGGUGGCAGCAUACUUACCAUGUAAAUCCAUUAAUUCUCGGUAUCUGUGCAUGCCACUGAUCUCUAUAUAAUAGAGAUCUUUAAUUAUCGCUGCAUGCUCAGAACUAUGUAAACAAUGGAAAUGUGCCUGGUAAGUCUGCUGCCACCUAGCGUUUCAAAGUCUCCCAUAUAAUUUGCAUUGUAAAAACAUAACAUUGUAUGGCAUUUUAAUCAUACCUAUUGGCUUGUGUCCUACCUAUGCAAUACUUUGGACUGUCAAAACUGCCAAGAACUUUCAGUAUAAUUAAAAAGUAUACUUCAUUUUUUAGCUUAGAAUUAUCAGCUUGAUCAGUUUUAAAUGCACUAUGUUUAUUAGUUCUAUGUUCUAUUGAUUUGUGUAAAAGGCACAAUUGUUUUGUUCCGAGUUUCAAACACAGUGAGUUAAUGGAUUGAUACUUUAUGUUGGGAGAAUAUUCUAUAUUCGGUUGCAGUUUGUGGUGAAAAAGCAACUGUAAAUGACACUCAAAGACUAAGAGAAGUUUUGUAUUGUACAAGUUUGCACAGUUUCCAUCGUUCCGAACUACUUUCCUUCUGUAUAUUGUGUCGUAGAUGAAACCAACAUUUCUGUCUAGCUAUGGAAGUAAUUAAACACACAUCACAUCAUGUUAACUUUAGAAAACAUGUUGUUUUCUACGCGAACAACUAACUGGGCUCAAUUUGACCACCAAAUUGUUUUCAAAAAUUGAUUGUUGCUUCACCCUUUUUGUGGGUGUCAUCUUCUAAAAGUCGGUUUCGAUUCCCAUACAUGCAGCUAUUAAGAAUCAUACCAAAGCUAUUUUUAGAACCGAAGUAAGUCAAUAAUUUUCGUGCACAAAAAAACCUGUAUAAAUUAUUAGUAAGCAAACAAUAGACAAUGUGUCAUGAAAUUAAUCUUAUCCGUGCAACUCCCCAUUUCAAGAACAUGCCAUACACAAAGAAUCGUCGAAACAGGGCGCUAUCGUAGGCGAUGCAAAGGAAACGUUGUACUCCGCCAGACAAGUCUCGUGAACUGUUAGAGAUUUUCCCAGAAAAAUUGUGUUUUUUGUCAAAAAAUAAUUAGGAAGUUCUGUGAUAGCAUUGUGCCAUUUGUAUUAGUGUAAGUUUAACCUUGACGACGGGAAUUAAAAUUUAAUAACUCAUUGGUAAGAGUUUUACAUAACCACCACCUUGAAAAAUUCCAACUUAAAAUAACUGUCCUACUUCACUUAUUUUCUGCGAUCGAAACUUAACCUUUGACCUCAUCAAGCCUUUCAAUGAUUGGCUAAUGACGUCAGUCCUACAGUGACUCUCUUUGUCAAGAUCCCAAUAUAAGAAAGAAAAAAAAUACUACCCAUAAAUUGAUUCGAGACCAAUGGACUUGAUUUUAUGUGGGGUUUUUUUUAUAAUGCUAUAAUUAUUUUGAUCUUGGAUCGGACGAGUUGGUCUUUGAAAGGCGUUUG
Asterias rubens (European starfish) is the source of this 4039-nucleotide messenger RNA. RefSeq lists its product as uncharacterized. Gene Ontology annotation, cellular component: membrane. The transcript is spliced from 8 exons. Bases 1 to 1635 code for a protein of 544 amino acids. The record is from RefSeq and is a predicted model, not a curated record. NCBI's taxonomy places the organism in Eukaryota, Metazoa, Echinodermata, Asteroidea, Forcipulatida, Asteriidae.